AUCAUCCCCAUUCCUCCCUAUCCGAUAUAUAAUAAUAAGCAGCUUCACACCACGUAUCCAUCGACAAAAGCGCAAAAUCUUCGGACCCAUUUCUCUCUUAUAUAUUUGAAGACUCAGAGAGUGUGCAAUAGGUUAUUAAAUUGAGUAUUUCCAAGAUGAGUUCAACUAGCAGAGCGUGGAUUGUGGCAGCUAGUAUUGGAGCUGUGGAGGCACUGAAAGAUCAAGGUAUUUGCAGAUGGAACUAUGUUGUUAGGUCAGCUCUCCAGCAUGCCAAGAACCAUGUCAGAUCAGCUUCACAGGCCAGGAAGCUCUCUUCUCAAUCCUCAGCUGCAAUUUCAAAUGGAGUGAGCCGGGAAGAAAAGUCUAAACAAUCAGAAGAGUCUCUAAGGAAAGUCAUGUACUUGAGUUGUUGGAAUCCCAACUGAGCCAUAACUGAUCGAUUGAUUACAAGAAAUAUCCUUCGAGUAAACCAUUGACACAUUGAGUACCAACCUUUGGUCAGUCAAAAGAAGAUUUGAGCUCUGAGAGAACUAGCACAGAGGCAUAGUGCUGGACUUUCCAUAUAUGGGUUCUUGUCCUGUAUAUAAGCUUACAAACAUGUAUGAGAGGAAUUACUUUAUCAUUAUUUAAGUAAUGAAAAGAAUUUUGAGAAUUGCUUGCUUUUAUGUAUGUAUAUUUUUGCUGCUUUCUCCUGAAUCAAUGACUUUUUCGUGUAAUAACCCAUAUAUGUCUUUUCUUUUUGUUUCUUGCAUUUGGCAACCAUUGUCUAUGUUUUAAGUACAGGGACAUAUCAGGGUUGAACUAACUUUACAAAUCACAACGGAACCUAGCUAAUAUUAGAAAUCACGGAAUUCCCCGAAUUAUAUUUGAGAAGCGAUAGAUGAUGAUCAGUUAUUUUUAAGAGAAGUCCUACAGACUGCACAAUCAAUACACUACAAAGCAAAGGAAAAACAAAGUUUCUAUGUGCUUUUAUGUCAAAAUGUUGAUCCUUGAAUCUCGCAGUUAAAACACCAAAACUUGUGGCUAUAUAACAACGAUUUGGCAUCUUUGGCAUUAUGUUUUUGAAAAAGUGGUUUUAGACCGCAAACGCCGUUCUAAAAGUUCAAUAAGCUGUGGUUGAAAAGCCCUUUGAUUCAAACAGGACACAGAUGUUGCUUAUGCGAUCUAAUUGUGUUUAAGUUGGAUUUGCAUUUGCAUUUCAUUUGUAUAUAAUUGAAUAGAUAGUUAAUUAAUACAGUUAAUGUUAGGACUUAGGCCAAGCCAUCCAAGUAAAUAGAGGUAUAAUUGAAUAAAAAAUCAUCCACGUUUUAUUGGUUCAAGAGAAAGAAAUUCAUGAUCAUAUCAACAAAUCAUUAGCGUUCAAUCAAAC
Molecule: messenger RNA, 1369 nt
Organism: Durio zibethinus
Lineage: Eukaryota; Viridiplantae; Streptophyta; Magnoliopsida; Malvales; Malvaceae
Source: RefSeq, a predicted model, not a curated record